This is a messenger RNA of Trypanosoma brucei brucei TREU927, 999 nucleotides long. RefSeq names its product radial spoke protein 3, putative. The record is from RefSeq and is a predicted model, not a curated record. NCBI's taxonomy places the organism in Eukaryota, Euglenozoa, Kinetoplastea, Trypanosomatida, Trypanosomatidae. The transcript has a single exon. Gene Ontology annotation, cellular component: cilium. The coding region runs from base 1 to 999 and encodes 332 amino acids.
AUGCAAGGGCAAAACCAAGCAGCAGUGGAUGGCACUAUGGCCUACACCUUUCAGCACCCACCACAGGGGUUCUUACACGCACAAUACAGGGAUCCUCACAGCAGUGUAGGCCGUAAGCAAUAUGCCAAUAUUAUGCAUGACCGUCGUGUGUAUCGCGGGAAUACGUACGCCGCCGUGCCCAUGUCAACAUAUGCGCGAGACGAGGAAGAGCGAGUGGUUCGCGAGGCAAACAGACGUCGCAAGGAACUUCAGCAGCGGGCCACUUCUAUAAAGCGUCGUAAAGAACUUGACGCAGCCCAACGGAAACUUGCGACUCCGCCCCCCGUUGUUGGACGGCAGCACAUAGAAGUACAAACGGAGGAAUUCCUCGAGGAACUGAAGGAUGAGGUGGAAGUGGUUCAGCAGGAAACACAAACUGAUCCCCUUCUCGACCGCCCUGCGACACCACCGUAUGUUCCUGUAAAGUCUGGUCGUGAUGCGGAGUCGCAAAUUAAUGAAGGAGAUUUGUUUCACUUCGACGACGCCGUUGACCCGAUUCUCGAUGUUAUGGUUGGAAAGACACUUGAACAAGCGAUGUUGGAGGUAUUGCAGGAGGAAGAACUGGAACUUCUGCGGCAGCAGCAACUGGAGUUUGAGCAACGACGCAAGGAGGAGUUACUGGAGGCACAGCGACUUGAAGCUCGUGAGAAACGCCUCUUUGAGGAGAAGGAGCGGCGGAAAAAGCAGGAAAUCGAGCGCAUCAAGCGCGAGAAGGCUACACGUGAGAAGCUCCAGGCCCGUCAGUUUGCCAAGAUGUAUUUAAUGAACCUCGAAAACCGUGUCUUUGCAAGGCUUCAGGAUGAGGGCUGGUUUCGUGAUCGCGUAUUACACGAGGUGGAGUUUGACUUCUUCCCGUGGCUCAUGGAUCAGGUCGCGGUGGAACUUGAAAAGAAGCAGCGGGCGCGUGUGUUGGUAGACGAUCUCAUUCGCCAAGUAGUUGCCAUACAGUUGAAUAGCUGA